UUCUCUUUUCCUUCCGCGUUGAAAGAACAGAGAAACAUUAAGCCAUUAUGUCUUAAAGACACUAUUUUUACAAUGUUUUAGACGCAAAACAAUUCGAAAACAUCCACAUUAUUGGCGUUUAAAGUUAGCUGGUUGUUCGUUUUGAUCUAAAGGCGUCGUUUUAUAUUCCAAUUCGCCCUUUUCCUGUUUUGGAAUCCAUAGAGAACUAUUAUAAGGGUGCAAGAAUGUUCCACUAAUGGACUUCAAAUUGUAUGGAGUGGCUUGAAUAUGACGUAUGAGUAUACAUAUUCACAUAUGAUCAUUUAUACAUGCUUAAAACAAUGGCAGAAGGUGGCAUACGACUUAUGGAGGGUGGACUUCUAGAGCCGGGUCUUGCUAGGGCAUUUGAAGUUCUCUCUCAAGCUGCCCAGGAGCGAUUGGUCAGCUUGACUUACAAAAUGGGGCACUCACGUGACCAGGAAUUGGUGCACGCCAUGUGCUUGAUUCUCUUGAAGAGGAACAAGGAGGCGAAUGCUAAGCUAAAGGCUAACUGCGAAAGCAGGGUCGCAAAACACUUGGCCAAAAUGGUGGAGAUGUAUGGAGAACGAUUGAAGAGUAGCCACUUUGGCGGUUUUACGAUAUCAGGAACUGACACAGAAACGUUACUGGACAUUGCACGGAUGUUUGCGGUAUUGGUGCGAGAACAAUUAUGCGACAAGUCGCUCCGAGAUCGAGCGUACUGCACCGCUUAUGUGAUGAGCAAGAAGGCUACUUUGCGAUCUGUAGAUGUUGACAACAUCUUUGAGGAAGUUCGACAAGUUUGUGGGCCUGAAGUUAUUGACGAAUUCCAAAGAUCAAACACAGAACGGACAUCCAAAACGGAUUGUUUGACGUCUAUUCACAUAUCGGAGAGAAACGUUAGCGGUCCGUUGUCGCUACGAUCCAGUUCUAUCUGUAGCUCGCAUAGUCUCGAAAUUAGCUCGCCAACGAUUGUAGGCCCAGAGUGUAAUACUGAAGAAUCAAAGCCGAUGGCUCUACACAUGCCCCAAAGGAGCGAAACUACAACCAAUCAAGGCCAAACACUACACUCUCUGAACAGAUCUUCAAAUAGUGCAAUUAAUCCACCAAAGAUGCUUGAAACACCAGACAUCAAUGGCGUGCCCAAACCAUGUCUAGACCAGAUUGGGAACUCUCAAAUUGUGACAUCGAAAAACACGAAUCCAGAAAUUGGUCUUGCUUUUUCAUCUGGCCCAAUCAACAGUACCAAACUCAAAGCGCAACCCAUAAACUCAAGCCAAUGCGCUAACGGUUGCACACCGCCAACUCAAGCUAACAGUUUUCGCCCUCAAGGACCAAGUAGUAGCGAAGUAAAUGAAAUAUUUUAUGCCUUUGUGAUCCUACACGAAUCCGAAGAUACUGACGAGGCACUAAGACUCAAAGAUAAACUGGAGAGUAUAACAUCAGGGUUAGGCGCAACUUUUUCAGAGGACUUCUUAGAACCUGGAUGCUCAUCAUUGCGUUGCAUGGAAGAUGCCAUCAACAACUCUGCGUUCACAAUACUGUUGCUCACCAAGAACUUCAAUACAAAUCUCAGUGCGACUAGCACUGAUUCCGCGAUCAUGAAUUCUCUAGAGAAAUAUUACAAAAUGCACACUGUUAUUCCGCUGCUACCACGAGAGAACCGUUUGCCGAAGCAGAGUAUUCCGUUGGUUCUUCGGACAAAGGUCUUUCUCGAUGAAGGCAACCGUGCAUUCGAACGUCUUGCCUCGAGGGCCAUAGCACCUCAAAAGGUGGCAGAUCAAAAGUUGGUAUGGAUGAAAGAGCAGCAUAUUAAGAAGACAAUCGAAGAACAGAGGCGACUGCGAGAAGAAAACAGUAGAAAUGUGGAGCUACGACGAGAGAUUGACAGAUUAGCGCGGAUGAGACUGGAAUCCGUAAUGCUGCAGAAUAGCGCCAUUUAUCCAGGAUUUCAACCACAAUGUCAUGGACUAAUGCAAAUGCAAAUGAAUCCACAACAUCCCGCAUGGCAUCAACAGCCAUCUUGCAUCCAUAUUGAGAAUGCACAGAAUGUUAUGAUUGGUGAUAACUCGACUAUGAAUAUUGAUCAUUCUGAAUCCAAUUCAGAGGAUGAAGAUGUUUGAUUGUAAUAUGACAGUACAGACAUUUUAGCUUCACAUAAGAAAAUAUAAUCAAAAUGUGUUGGAACGUUUGUAUGCCAUAUUUAAUUUAAUAUAGAGAGCUGUCAUUAUGUUUCAUGAUUAUAUGGUUGUGGUUCUCAGCUAUCAAUAUUUUGGAACAAAAUGAGGAAGAGUAAAUGAUGACAGAAUUUUAAUUUUAGGGUGACAUAACCCUUCAGAUGACGACUGGUGAUAUUAUAAACAUGAUUCAUAUGUUUAUUACAAUUAAGAAAUGCUCUUGAAACUGCAAAGUCGGUACAAAUGAGAAAAUCGUAAACUGAACAUAAAGUAUCUGCUAUCAUGACGUCUAUUGUAUUACUGUGAGGUAAAAUGUUAUUGUAUUUUUAAAAUAAAAGUAAUCAUUACAAA
This is a messenger RNA of Xyrauchen texanus (razorback sucker), 2525 nucleotides long. RefSeq names its product TIR domain-containing adapter molecule 1-like. Gene Ontology annotation, biological process: positive regulation of natural killer cell activation; TRIF-dependent toll-like receptor signaling pathway; positive regulation of myeloid dendritic cell cytokine production. Bases 309 to 2120 code for a protein of 603 amino acids. The record is from RefSeq and is a predicted model, not a curated record. The transcript is spliced from 2 exons. Gene Ontology annotation, molecular function: protein kinase binding. NCBI's taxonomy places the organism in Eukaryota, Metazoa, Chordata, Actinopteri, Cypriniformes, Catostomidae.